AGACUUUCGUGUCGGAGUGUGAGAAUCGCAGACACUCAGCAUAAUUUAUUUCAACUCAGCCGUCAGUCAGUAAGCAGUCAGACGAGCGUGAGAGCGUUUGAAGAAAUUGUAGAAAUGUCAAAGGUUUUGCUCGUAGUUUGUUUUGCACUGUGCAGCGUUUCGCUUGUGGCAACCAGAAGGAUGAGGACGUCAGUAGCUCCUCGGGUCACAUAUUCACCGGAGCUGUUGCAAGAUCUGCGCGAAUUUAUCAAUCUAAUACCAAGCAUCAAAAUCGACGAGCUGAUCGCAGAGUAUAUGAUUAUUGAUUCUGGCUUCCGGAAGGCGAUCAAAUUUCUACGCAGUUCCGAAUUUAAAAGGCUGCAACAACACGCCGAGUCGCUGCCCGAGGUAAUUGAGGUUAUAAACUUUGUGCAUCUGAACGAUACGAGUAUCAGAUCGAGGAUGCGAUUCGAUGUGCGACUCAGACAACAACUAAUCACACACACAUUCAAAAGCUAUGGAUAUGAGUUUAUAGAUGUGCCAGCUGGUAAUAGUAUAAGCGAGGGCAUGAUCGUAGUGCUGCUACCUCUAGCCCCCCAUGAAGUCGAGCCGCCUCUCAAUUUGGACAGUUUUAUUAGUUUCACCCGGGAGCUGCUGAGCCAACUGCCGCGGGAUCGUUUCGUCGAACUGAUCAAUGAGAAGCGCAAAGGCAGCCGCAUCUUUCCCAAAUUCUACGAGGCAAUUCGCAGUGAUGAGUUCAAACCGCUCUUAGAUAAGUCGAUGAAAUCGCCGAAUGUACAAAAUAUUAUAAAUACGUUGGGUAAUCAUGCCAUCGAUGCUCAGAGUCUGAAAGAAAUUGCAUUAGAAGUCAUCUCUUGGGGCCCGACUAUACAAAAUUGAAUAAAUAUACGAAUGAAUUGCAAAUUGUACUUA
Drosophila grimshawi is the source of this 912-nucleotide messenger RNA. RefSeq lists its product as uncharacterized. The transcript has 2 exons. The record is from RefSeq and is a predicted model, not a curated record. Lineage: Eukaryota; Metazoa; Arthropoda; Insecta; Diptera; Drosophilidae. Bases 115 to 879 code for a protein of 254 amino acids.